This is a messenger RNA of Physcomitrium patens, 2297 nucleotides long. Its product is annotated as heat shock cognate 70 kDa protein. Gene Ontology annotation, molecular function: ATP-dependent protein folding chaperone; ATP binding. Lineage: Eukaryota; Viridiplantae; Streptophyta; Bryopsida; Funariales; Funariaceae. The record is from RefSeq and is a predicted model, not a curated record.
GCACUUUAUUAUCAUCCAUUUUGUGGUCCGCAUCCGAGGCACCACUAGUUACGUGACUUUGCGGAGUAGAGCCUUCUUUCUUGUCAGAUCUUAUUUGUUGGAGCAGAGGGCGUAGAAGCAAGCGCAGCAGCCAUGGCCGGCAAGGGUGAGGGUCCUGCCAUCGGUAUCGAUCUUGGCACCACGUACAGCUGCGUGGGUGUGUGGCAGCACGAUCGUGUGGAGAUUAUCGCAAAUGACCAGGGUAACAGGACCACGCCCAGUUAUGUUGCCUUCACCGACACGGAGCGUCUCAUUGGUGACGCCGCCAAGAACCAAGUGGCCAUGAACCCCACCAACACUGUAUUCGAUGCGAAGAGGCUCAUUGGAAGGCGUUUUAGCGAUGCCUCAGUCCAGAGUGACAUGAAGCUAUGGCCUUUCAAGAUCACCCCAGGACCGGGAGAAAAGCCCAUGAUCAGCGUGAUGUACAAGGGUGAGGAGAAGACAUUCGCCGCUGAGGAGGUGUCCUCCAUGGUGCUCAUUAAGAUGAAAGAAAUCGCUGAGGCUUACCUUGGUUCGACUGUGAAGAACGCAGUGGUGACUGUCCCUGCUUACUUUAAUGAUUCGCAAAGACAGGCAACCAAGGAUGCCGGGGUGAUUGCCGGUUUGAACGUGUUGCGUAUUAUCAACGAACCAACCGCUGCUGCCAUCGCCUACGGUUUGGACAAGAAGGCUACCUCUGUAGGUGAGAAGAACGUCCUUAUCUUCGACCUAGGGGGCGGUACCUUCGAUGUGUCUAUUCUGACCAUUGAGGAAGGUAUCUUCGAGGUUAAGGCUACUGCCGGAGAUACUCACUUGGGAGGGGAGGACUUCGAUAACCGGAUGGUGAACCAUUUUGUUCAGGAGUUCAAGCGGAAGUACAAGAAGGAUAUCAGCAGUAACCCCCGUGCUCUUAGGAGGCUGAGGACCGCCGCGGAAAGGGCGAAGAGGACCCUUUCAUCGACUGCUCAAACCACUAUCGAGAUUGACUCGCUGUACGAGGGUGUCGACUUUUACUCUACCAUCACCCGUGCUCGAUUUGAGGAAUUGAACAUGGACAUGUUCAGGAAGUGCAUGGAGCCGGUGGAGAAGUCCUUGAGAGACGCAAAAAUGGACAAGUCUUCCAUCCACGAUGUUGUGUUGGUUGGAGGGUCCACCCGUAUUCCCAAGGUGCAACAGCUGCUUCAGGACUUCUUCAACGGGAAGGAGUUGUGCAAGUCUAUUAACCCUGACGAAGCCGUGGCCUACGGUGCAGCUGUCCAGGCUGCUAUUUUGUCUGGAGAGGGCAACGAGAAGGUCCAGGACCUUCUACUAUUGGAUGUUACCCCCCUGUCCUUGGGACUCGAGACGGCAGGAGGUGUAAUGACGGUGUUGAUUGCCAGGAACACGACUAUUCCCACCAAGAAGGAGCAGGUCUUCUCUACCUACUCAGACAACCAGCCAGGAGUGUUGAUCCAGGUGUACGAGGGAGAGAGGGCACGGACCAGGGACAACAACUUGCUCGGAAAGUUUGAGCUUUCCGGAAUUCCCCCUGCCCCGCGUGGUGUGCCCCAGAUCACCGUGUGCUUCGAUAUUGAUGCCAACGGUAUCUUGAACGUGUCUGCCGAGGACAAGACGACGGGCCAGAAGAAUAAGAUCACCAUCACCAACGACAAGGGUCGUUUGUCGAAGGACGAGAUUGAGAAGAUGGUGCAGGAGGCUGAGAAGUACAAGUCUGAAGACGAGGACCACAAGAAGAAGAUCGAGGCAAAGAACGGACUGGAGAACUACGCCUACAACAUGAGGAACACUAUCAAGGACGAGAAGAUUGCGUCGAACUUGGAUGCCGCCGACAAGAAGAAGAUUGAGGAGGCUGUGGAGGCUGCCAUCCAGUGGUUGGACCAGAACCAGUUGGCAGAGAGCGACGAGUUCGAUGACAAGAUGAAGGAAUUGGAGGGUAUCUGCAACCCCAUCAUCGCCAGAAUGUACCAGGGAGGUGCAGGAGGUGAGGGUGCUCCUCCAUCCUACGGAGGAAGCGACUCACCCCCAUCCGGUGCUGGCCCAAAGAUCGAGGAGGUCGACUAAAUGGAAUACGCAAAUACCCUAAUUUUUUGAUUGUGAGUUGGUUCUGUGUGGGAUUGUACACUUGACAAUUUUUUCGGUCAAUUCUUGCAUAAGAGACAGGAACGCCUCUCAUUGUCGAGAGGCGGGUGUAGACCCAGAUUCAAAUUUCAUUUUUUCUCCUGAAACAAUUUAUAAUUGAAUUGGUUAAUGAGAACCGAAAUCUCCUUGAUUCGUUAAUA